Leptopilina heterotoma is the source of this 2258-nucleotide messenger RNA. RefSeq lists its product as uncharacterized. Lineage: Eukaryota; Metazoa; Arthropoda; Insecta; Hymenoptera; Figitidae. The transcript has 6 exons. Bases 996 to 1658 code for a protein of 220 amino acids. The record is from RefSeq and is a predicted model, not a curated record.
AUUUAACGAACCACCAGCCUGCACAGCCAACCUUUAACAAUUCCAAGUGAUCACCUUCGCGCAUCGUUACUUCCGAUUGACCAACUGCACAGUAAUCAGCCAGAGCCACGUAUCUUCCGCCCUGAAAAAUUACGAGGGGAGAUUGGCGAUUACAUGGCAAUUACCGAAUUUCACAGUGUGACGCCUCCAAUGUGCAAAGAGCCAACGAUCAGUGUCAGUGUAAAAGCUAAUUCAGUGUUCAAGAAGAUCCAAAGAUGUAAUUGGCGAAAAAGCACUUCAGGGAUGCAGCUGCAACUGUAAAGUUUAUUUCUAAUGUAUAAAUCAGAAGGACAGGAAGAGCAUGUGGAAGAAAAAGAAAAGUUCUAUCAUAUUGACGUAUUCUUCAAGAGGAGGUGCGAUGGCAUAGCAUCUGUCGCCCAACGUGGGACUCACCGUUCGAUUCCAAAGAUUAUUCUCAGAUUCUAAAUUAAGGCUCUAAAGUUAAUUUUUAACAGUUACUUGGUAGACUAACGGAUGUUUAUAUCCUGCAUUUAAUAGACUGUGAUUAUCAUAUAUUUAACAAAAAGACAAUUGAAAUUGUUUAGAAAAAAACUCAUCGUAAAUAUUUAUAAUUACGAAAAAGAAAAAAAUUACUAUUAAAAAAAUUUGUAAUUACAGAAAAUUAAAAAAAUUACUAUUAAAAAAAGAAAAAUAAAGAAGAACUAUGAAAUAAAUAUAUUGAAAAAAUAUCUAUUCGAAUAAUGAGAUGAUAUUAAGAAUUAAUAUUAAGAAUAUGAUUUAAGAAUCACUGGAGAAUUACAAAAAAAUAGAGAAAUAAUAAAAAUAAUAAAAUUAAUAAAAUUAAUAAAAAUUAGAAAAAUAAUAAAAAUUAAAAUGGAAAAAUUAUUUUUCCCAAGUAAAAUAAGCAUAAGAUGAUAGAGCAGAAGGAUUAAAAUUAAAAGUUCAAGGAUCCUAAGAAGCUGAGAAGAAGGAGGAAAUGAAAAUAGUGGAGAUCAAUGAAAACAAGAGGUUUUUCGAUUUUUAAAAUGUCAAUGAAGAGAAUUGCAGUUCUAACGGCUGUACACUCUUCUCAAUAUUAUUCGAAUAAUUCAAGUGGUUCCGGUUUGAGUUACAUUCUUCAGGGUUAUAACAUGUCCUCCAUUGGGAAUGGAAGAUCCAGCCGCUUUGAGCCCGAUCUGCACGGAAACGUGAAUAUUCUUCUAGGAGGAGCCAUGCUCAGCGGUGUGAUUAUGAUCGUCGUACUGAUUUGUUACUGCUGUCAUAGAAAUGUACGAAAGCAUCGACCGCAGGAAUAUUCUCAAUACUGGCGCACUGAACCAGAUGUUCACAGUCUUGAAGUUUUUACGAUGGAUUCUCAUGCUAUGUGUUACGAGCGAGGGAUAGGUUUAAACGGGACGGAAGAAGGGACCUUAUCGUCAGUACCCCGUCCAGUAACUCCGGGACCACCUCCAGCUUAUGAAAGCCUAAUCUUCAACCCCCAGAAUUUACCCUCGCCUAGUGAUAAGAAGGAAUCACCGAGGAGUCUAGGGAACAUACUUCCGGUUUGUCCGGAAUCAGAUACGGCUCAUAUAAAAUCUAAAGAACUCACCAAUAAUGAUGACGAGGGCUUACCCUCAUAUGAAGCUGCUCUCAAACUCGAAGCCAGUGGUUACGUUUAAAGGCAAAAAAAAACGAACAUUAUAACCAAAAAACUUCCACAAUGGCUUAUUUUAUUGUUAUAAAAGUCAAAAGAGACUUAAAAUGAUUACCAUGAAGAAGAAUAUAAAUCUUCGGGAAAUUUCUCUUUUUGCAAAUUUUAUUUGCAAUAUUUCUCUUUGAGGUGUUAAAAGUGAUCUUCCUGUUUAAAAAAAAAAAAUUUUGAAUUUGAAGAACACGAAAAAAAAUGAGGCGCAGUUUUUUUUUGUUUUUUUUUGAAAAUAUUCUGAGUUAAUCAGAAUUAUGUGGAGGAGAAAAUGCGUACUCUGAAUUUUAUACCAUAUAUACAGACACUUUGUUGUACUAAACGAAAUUUCGUUUUGUACGCUUUUAAUGAAUUACGUAUUACACCUUGUACAUAGAUGAUAACUGAGGACUAUGCAAAAAUUUAACAAUAUACGCUUUCAAUAAUAUAUACACUCCAUAAAAAUUGGGUUUUAAAUUAAUUAUAAUAGGUAUCUAUACUGUAAUUUUUUUCAGAAUUAAUUUUACAUUUGCAUAUUAGUGAAAUUAAUAAUCGGCGUUUCAUUUCAGAAAUUUCGUUAUGAUAUAUAAGUUGUAAA